Poecilia latipinna (sailfin molly) is the source of this 1015-nucleotide messenger RNA. It is a transcript of the gene prdx2, whose product is annotated as peroxiredoxin 2. Lineage: Eukaryota; Metazoa; Chordata; Actinopteri; Cyprinodontiformes; Poeciliidae. The record is from RefSeq and is a predicted model, not a curated record. The coding region runs from base 128 to 721 and encodes 197 amino acids. Gene Ontology annotation, molecular function: thioredoxin peroxidase activity. Gene Ontology annotation, cellular component: cytosol. The transcript is spliced from 6 exons. Gene Ontology annotation, biological process: removal of superoxide radicals; cell redox homeostasis; response to oxidative stress.
AGGUCACAGCUGUCCUGGAGUACUUUUUGCGCAGAAUCUCCCUCCUUGGAUCCUCUUGCCUUCAGCAAGCCGUAGACCUCCGUAGCCAAGUUUCCUACAGCCCUGCGAAACUAAGUUAUUCACCAUCAUGUCUUCUGGAAACGCUCAGAUUGGCAAACCUGCGCCAGAGUUCAAGGCCACAGCUGUGGUCGAUGGCCAGUUCAAGGAAAUCAAGCUGUCUGACUACAAAGGGAAGUAUGUGGUCGUCUUCUUCUACCCCUUGGACUUUACCUUCGUGUGCCCGACUGAGAUCAUUGCCUUCAGCGACAGAGCAGAGGAUUUCCGCCGUAUUAACUGUGAAGUCAUCGGCUGCUCCAUUGACUCUCAUUUCACCCACUUGGCAUGGAUCAAUACACCAAGGAAAGAAGGAGGACUGGGUGCCAUGAAGAUCCCUCUUGUUGCAGACCUCACAAAAUCAAUUUCCAGAGACUACGGCGUGUUGAAGGAGGAUGAAGGCAUUGCAUACAGGGGUUUGUUUGUGAUUGACGGUAACGGGACCUUGAGGCAGAUCACCAUCAACGACCUGCCUGUGGGUCGCUCUGUGGAUGAGACCCUGCGUCUGGUGCAAGCCUUCCAGCACACUGACAAACACGGAGAGGUUUGUCCCGCCGGCUGGAAGCCUGGGAGCGACACGAUCAUCCCUGACGUGCAAAAGAGCAAAGCCUUCUUCUCCAAGCAGUAAAUCCCAAGGUCUUCUGUCCAGCAGAUUGGUCAUGAGUGCAGCACUUGUUUCUGGAUUGGAGGUUUCCCUGUGAAGUACUACAGAUCUCGCACCCAUUAGAACAAACUUAUCAACUUCCUCUACAAGUGUUAUCCUUGUCUGCUCAGGCUACAGUUGAUGGGAUAACCUCUUAGUCUCACGCACUGAAACUAUAGUUUAGUUUUACUCCCUUUUGUUUGUUUUUUCAAAAAAAAAAAGUGAUAUUUUUUCCUUGCUGUCAUUUGCUACCAUCUCUAUUAAAACUGUGGGAAAACA